This is a messenger RNA of Choloepus didactylus (southern two-toed sloth), 2559 nucleotides long. Its product is annotated as CTP synthase 2-like. Gene Ontology annotation, biological process: pyrimidine nucleobase biosynthetic process; CTP biosynthetic process. Gene Ontology annotation, molecular function: CTP synthase activity; identical protein binding. Gene Ontology annotation, cellular component: cytoophidium; cytoplasm. The record is from RefSeq and is a predicted model, not a curated record. NCBI's taxonomy places the organism in Eukaryota, Metazoa, Chordata, Mammalia, Pilosa, Megalonychidae.
AUGCCGAGGGGCUGGGGCCCGGCGGCAAGCGCGGAGGUGCUCCGCAUCCCCGAAGUGCCUGUGCAAAGGCCGAGCACAAGAGGUGGGCAAGGCGGGCGCCGCAGGAAGGCCCGGGUGGGGACUUCGGACACCCCUGGGGGCCGCCCCUUCACCAGGCCAACAGGUGAGCCUCGGGCAGGCCGCGGGGCAGACCCGCUGUCGCCACCGGCCACCCGCCCCGGCGCCGCCACCACCGCGCAGGUAAAUCCCCGCCAGUGCCUCUCCCGCGCCUUGGGCCCCUCCCCGGAGCCCGGGUCCUCGGCGCGCGUCUUUCCCGCAUCCGCCCUGUGGUGCGCGCCUUUGUCCUCUUUGCCGCUGGCGCCCGAGGCGGAGUCCGAGACCCGCCUGCAGCCAGGCCCGGCCCGGAAGCCCGUGCACGCAAAGCCCGGGAGCACGGCCGGCGAGCGGGGCGCCAGCCGGGGACGCCCGGGCGCGGGGACUCGGGGCGCCGUCCCGCCUGUGCCCACUGCCCUUCGAAGCCCGCCCUUCGGCGGCCCUGUGACCCGAGUCGGGAACGCUCGGUCCCCAGGCUACGGCCCUCCCGGAAGCCGCCGCGUAACGGAGCGCCCGGGCCGGCCGCGCUCCAGCCCCCUUUCUGCCAGCUCCCGGGAGCCCAGAGAGCCCGCUCUCACGUUUGCGGAAGUGGAGCCCCGCGCGGAGGUCGCGAGGCUUGUGCUCCGCGCGGGUGGCGCGGUCUUUCCGUCCCCUCCCUCGCCCCCUGGGCGCGCCUUCAGCACCGACCCCUGUAUCUGGAUUGAUGAGAUUCGUCAGAUUUUACCCCGGUGUAACCACUGCCCCAACGAAGCCGUAAAUCGUUUCCUCUAUGUGAGCCUGAAGUACAUCCUAGUCACCGGUGGGGUCAUCUCAGGCAUUGGUAAAGGGAUCAUCGCGAGCAGUAUUGGAAAGAUUCUAAAAUCAUGUGGACUCCGAGUUACAGCCAUCAAAAUCGACCCCUAUGUUAAUAUCAGCAUGGGCACUUUUUCACCUUAUGAGCACAGCGAAGUAUUUGUCUUAAAUAAUGGCGGAGAAGUUGAUUUAGACCCUGGAAACUACGGAAGGGUCUUGGACAUUAAUAUUUAUAAGGACAGCAAUAUUGCCACUGGGAAGAUAUAUCAUCAUGUGAUCAAUAAAGAGAGGCGUGGUGAUUACCUGGGGAAAACAGUACAAGUCGUCCCUCACAUUACCGAUGCUGUCCAGGAGUGGGUGAUGAAUCAAGCCAUUGUACCUGUGGAUGGCAAUAAGGAAGAGCCCCAGAUAUGCGUUAUUGAGCUGGGUGGCACCAUUGGAGACAUUGAAGGAAUGCCAUUUGUGGAAGCAUUCCGAAAAUUCCAGUUUAAGGCAAAAAGACAGAAUUUCUGUAAUAUCCAUGUUAGCCUUGUCCCACAGCCCAGUGCCACCGGAGAACAAAAGACCAAACCUACACAAAACAGUGUCCGUGCGCUGAGAGGGCUAGGCCUGUCUCCAGAUCUGAUUGUCUGCAGAAGUUCAACACCCAUAGAGAUGGCUGUGAAGGAGAAGAUUUCCAUGUUUUGUCAUGUGAACCCUGAACAGGUCAUAUGUAUCCACGAUGUUUCUUCCACAUACUGGGUGCCUGUGCUUUUGGAAGAACAAGGCAUGAUUAAAUACUUUAAAGAGCUAUUGGACCUGCCUAUUAGUGAUGCUGCAAAUCAUUUGCUUUUCAAGUGGAGAAAUAUGGCUGACAGGUAUGAAAAGUUACAGAAAACAUGCUCCAUAGCCCUGGUUGGCAAAUACACCAAGCUCAGGGACUGCUACGUCUCCGUGUUCAAAGCCCUGGAGUACUCGGCCUUGGCCGUCAAUCACAAGUUAAAUCUGAUGUACAUAGACUCCAUUGAUCUGGAGCAUACCACCAAAACUGAGGACGCUGUGAAAUUCCAUGAAGCUUGGCAAAAGAUAUGCAAAGGUGAUGGUAUUCUUGUGCCAGGAGGCUUUGGAAUUAGAGGAACCUUGGGGAAACCCCAGGAGAUUUCUUGGGCAAGGGCAAAGAAGAUUCCUUUUCUAGGCAUUUGCCUUGGGAUGCAGCUGGCAGUGAUAGAAUUUGCAAGAAACUGCCUCAACUGGAAAGAUGCCGAUUCCACAGAAUUUGAACCAAAUGCCUCCAUUCCUGUGGUGAUCGAUAUGCCGGAACACAACCCUGGAAAUAUGGGAGGAACCAUGAGGCUGGGAAUAAGAAGAACAGUUUUCAAAACGGAAUACUCAAUAUUAAGGAAACUUUAUGGUGAUGUUUCUUAUAUAGAAGAAAGACACAGACAUCGGUAUGAGGUGAACCCUAAUCUGAUCAACCUUGAGCAGAAUGACUUAAGUUUUGUAGGUCAGUAUGACAAUGGGGAGAGAAUGGAAAUCAUUGAACUCGCAAAUCAUCCCUAUUUUGUUGGUGUCCAGUUCCAUCCUGAGUUUGCUUCUAGGCCGAUGAAGCCUUCCCCGCCGUCUGGGCUGUUACUUGCAGCAACUGGGAACCUCAAUGCCUACUUGCAACAGGGCUGCAAACUCUCCUCAAGGUAA